Messenger RNA from Chaetomium strumarium, 3087 nucleotides. RefSeq lists its product as uncharacterized. The transcript has 3 exons. The record is from RefSeq and is a predicted model, not a curated record. Gene Ontology annotation, molecular function: DNA-binding transcription factor activity, RNA polymerase II-specific; zinc ion binding. Gene Ontology annotation, biological process: regulation of DNA-templated transcription. Lineage: Eukaryota; Fungi; Ascomycota; Sordariomycetes; Sordariales; Chaetomiaceae. The coding region runs from base 31 to 2829 and encodes 932 amino acids.
GUCCGCUCCGCUCAGCAAUAUCGAAAACUCAUGAGCGGUCACCAGUGUCUUUCGAAUCAAUGGCUUGGUGACUCAACAAGGCUAUCGAACAGUCUGCGCAUAUCAGAAGUCGUAAUCCACCUCUCGUUGAGGCGCUGUAUGAGGACUGGCCGCACGCGUCCCAUUAUGGCAGGCGCACCCGUCCACACCGUUAAAUUCGUGGGACAUGAUGCCGCCGGACUGCCGGUGAAGAGGAAGCAGGUCAAUCAAGCUUGCCUCCCUUGCAGGAAGCGGAAGAAACGAUGCCACCACGUUCCCCCAAACGCCCCCACAGCGCCAGCCGACAAGGCGUCCGAUCAAGUGGACGUCAGGGCUGAGGACGGGCCCUCCCGCAGCAUCCGCCCGCGAGGUGAAACCAGCAUUCACGACAGAGAUACUUCUGAUGCCGCUGCUCAGUUGCUCCGCUUCUUCCAUCACGCCUCGGACAAAGCUUCGGCCGGCAGCCCCGACCAGGACCCGAGACAGCAGCAACCUCGGCAGACAUCUCCGGUACCGCCAUUCCUCGGCGAUCUGAAUCCUGAGGGCAUCCUUUGCGAGGCCACAUUGGCGCCGGCUCCGACGCCCAAGACCCCCCAAACUGAUGAGCAGCCUGACCAUCAGAUCCUAGGCUUCUUACCCCCAGCAUCGCCCCAGAACUCGAGGCCACCCGCUGCCGAGAACCAAGGCCCAGUUAGCCUGGGGAGCCCAAAGCUUAUGGAGGAGGUACCGGGCCCGUUCUUCUCUGUUCCUCGAGAGGACGGCACGCGGUGCACGAUCCACGUACAAGACACCGCUAAGUUUGCCGCCCUGGCUCAAACCCUUGUCAGUCGCGGACUGGCAGACAAGGUGAUGCCGUCUGAGACCGAGUGGCGAGCCCUGAGGGACAUAUACCUGGCCAAGAUCCACCCCAUCUUCCCCAUCCUCGACGAGUCGACCCUCGUGGACCUACCAGAGGACACCGGUCUGCGUGAACUCACUCAAGCCUGUGUAUGCCUUGCCGCGGCCACGGACCCGGACGCUCGCAGCGCCUUGACAUUCAAGACACAUAUGGGAGGGUCGUCUCAGCUACGGACUGCCGUGUCCUUCGACGAGUACUCCCGCGAGAUGGCCACUUUCAUCAACAGGCGUCUCGCCGAGUUGCAAGAGGCACACCGGAUUCCUCUCACUCAACAGAUCCAGAUCAUGGCCGUGACCUGUCUCUACUGGCAACCAGCAGAUCCUGCCGACAGGUUCAAGCCGCAAUCUCUUUUCUACGAACUUGUUGCCAUCGUCCACACACAUGGCAUCCAUCUGGACGUGCUGCAGAGAGCAUGCGCGAACGACUCACACAAUACGGGAGGAAGCGCUGCCCGGUUGUUCAAAUGUCUUUACGCUCUCGACCGAUUGAAUGGUGCAAUGUCCGCGAGGCCACUCAUGUUUCACAACUACGACGUGAUACAGGUCCCUCAUCCAGAAGCCCACGACACGCCCAUAUUCAAGCUCUUUUUGGCUUUGAUCGCUCUGCUGGACCAAGUUAUCGAGCUAUACCGCCCGCGGCCCAAGGUGAGCUACGUUGAGAUUCCGGUCUUCGAGCGCAUGGCUAUUGAAGCUGGAGCGCAAUGUGAACCAGAAAGCCUCCUUGCGACUCUUGAGGUCCUCUACCAUGCCAUUUGCGUCCUUUCUGUCAGGAUGCCCCGAUACCGCUUUCGCACGGCACCGGAGUGCGAUACACUGCCCGGGCCCCGUACUCAGCAUCUCCCACCUAGCAGUGUCAACGCGCGGAGGUCCCAUUCGGCAGACCGCAUCCUGGAUAUUAUCCAGAGCUACCCUCUUUGCCCCAUGCCUUUCGUUCCAUACGCGCUGGCGCUUUCGCUCGGUGUGGCCUACCGCAAGUGGCGCUUCAGCCGACUGCCCAUGUUCCGGACACGGGGAGGCGCUGACUUCAAGAAGGUGCUCCCGGCUCUGCAAGAGAUGGGAUCGAUAUGGAGCACUGCCCGCAUCAACGGGCAGCUUGGUCAGGCAGUGAUGCUGAAGCUGGAUCGGAAUGAGGUUCUGAACAGGAAACAUCCGAAGAAAACGACUGAGGCCGCAACAAGCAAACCAGGACAGGCCACAGCUUCUCGUCAUGAUGAUGGCGGCGCCGAUUUCACGCGGCGUGAAGGAUCAACGAACAACAUUGCGAACCAGGAUCAUGCCCAACCUUCAGCUGAAGCAAACCUACCCCGGGCGACAUCGCCGACAAUCAUCGACAGGACUACGACGCCGCCCGAUGCGCCAUCUAGUCCCCGCAUUCUCCCUAGUUCAAUCCUAGAGAAUGAGCUUCAGCAUAACGAUAGCACCAACUCACAGAACCCACCGCCCAGCCUCCGCGGGUCGCUCCCUUCCCCAGCAACUUCAUCGUUGACGGAACGACUCCAGCAUCCCACUCUUACCUGGGCGGGUACGCUUGGCACAGAUAGCAACAACACCAUACCCAUCAACAAUAACCACGCUCCAUUCGGACCAGACCCCGGGCCCAACAACUGUAAUCCGAGACUCAAUUCAACAAAUCAGCAAUCCUCGACCACAGUGAGGCAUGAAUAUUGCGCCCAGGCGGACGACGCCAUCCCCCUGCCUUGCGACCUAGUGUCUCAGCCAAAUCCGCCCAGCAGGGUUCCGCUUCUCGGAGGUUUCUCGGAAAGCAACCUUGAUGACUUUCUAGUUAAUGACGACGAUGCGCUGUUCAGGGCAUGGGAUCCCAGGUUCGCUCAGUCGGUUGAUUUCUCGUUCAGCAGCAUUUUGGAUCCGGGGAACCCGUUUGCUUGGCCGGAGUAUUGCAACUACACCGCGUGAGCUGUCUUACGCUAUGGAAGGUGUCUGUCGGAAUUAGAGUCUACCCCACGUCUCCUUCCUCCAUGAAGUGUUUGUGGGUAAACAAUACAUGUCCACUGAGGUUUCACUAGUCACCAAUCCUCAAACAAUGUGUGGCACGGUCCCGAAAUAUGAUACCAUAUAUGCAGUUGUGCUCUGACCUGCGCCGCAGACUAAAACGCAAACUCCCAAAGUACCAUACCAAGAUUGCAGUUCGAAGCCGCUUAUAGGUACCCCGUC